UUGUCCUUUCUUUUUCUUUUCAUUCUUUCUUUUCUUUGUUUAUUUAUUCGGUUUCCUGGUUCAUUCCGAAAUCAUUUUUAUUUGUUUGUUUGUUUGUAUUUUCUUUCUUUUAUGCAUUUACUUACUUUUUAUUUUCUAUUUUUUCCUUUCUUUUCAUAUUUCUUUCUUUCUUUCUUUCUUUAUUUCCAUAUUUCUUUCUUUCGUUCUUUUCAUAUUUCUUUCUUUCUUUCUUUCUUUAUUUCCAUAUUUCUUUCUUUCGUUCUUUUCAUAUUUCUUUCUUUCUUUCUUUCUUUAUUUCCAUAUUUCUUUCUUUCGUUCUUUUCAUAUUUCUUUCUUUCUUUCUUUCUUUCUUUCUUUCUUUCUUUAUUUCCAUAUUUCUUUCUUUCGUUCUUUUCAUAUUUCUUUCUUUCUUUCUUUCGUUCUUUUCAUAUUUCUUUCUUUCUUUUUUCUUUCUUUCUUUCUUUCUUUAUUUCCAUAUUUCUUUCUUUCGUUCUUUUCAUAUUUCUUUCUUUCUUUCUUUCUUUAUUUCCAUAUUUCUUUCUUUCGUUCUUUUCAUAUUUCUUUCUUUCUUUCUUUCUUUAUUUCCAUAUUUCUUUCUUUCGUUCUUUUCAUAUUUCUUUCUUUCUUUCUUUCUUUAUUUCCAUAUUUCUUUCUUUCGUUCUUUUCAUAUUUCUUUCUUUCUUUCUUUCUUUCUUUCUUUCGUUCUUUUCAUAUUUCUUUCUUUCUUUCUUUCUUUCUUUAUUUAUUUCCAUAUUUCUUUCUUUCGUUCUUUUCAUAUUUCUUUCUUUCUUUCUUUCUUUCUUUCGUUCUUUAUUUCUUUCUUUCUUUCGUUCUUUUCAUAUUUCUUUCUUUCUUUCUUUAUUUCCAUAUUUCUUUCUUUCGUUCUUUUCAUAUUUCUUUCUUUCUUUAUUUCCAUAUUUCUUUCUUUCGUUCUUUUCAUAUUUCUUUCUUUCUUUCUUUCGUUCUUUUCAUAUUUCUUUCUUUCUUUCUUUCUUUAUUUCCAUAUUUCUUUCUUUCGUUCUUUUCAUAUUUCUUUCUUUCUUUCUUUCUUCGUUUAUGGCUACUUGCAUGCCCUAUUUCAUUUAUUUUCUACCUUUUCUUUUUAUUUUCGAUUUUUUUUAUUCUUUUGUACCCUAUUUAAAUUUCUUUCUUUACACCCAUUUUUUCUUUUUAUUUUCAAUUUUUCUUCUUUCAUGUCUUAUUUCUAAACUUUUUUCAUUCCUUUUUUCUUUCAUUUUUCUUUCUUUCUUUCUUUCUUUCUUUCUUUCUUCUGCCUUUUUUAUAUUUCUUCUUUCUUUUCUUUUUUUUUCGCUUUCUUUUAUAGAUAUAAGGUCCUUACUUUUUCGCUUUCUCCACUAUUCGUUGUUCAAAUAA
Molecule: messenger RNA, 1374 nt
Organism: Acanthosepion pharaonis
Lineage: Eukaryota; Metazoa; Mollusca; Cephalopoda; Sepiida; Sepiidae
Source: the annotation of a GenBank genome assembly